Molecule: messenger RNA, 432 nt
Organism: Penaeus vannamei (Pacific white shrimp)
Lineage: Eukaryota; Metazoa; Arthropoda; Malacostraca; Decapoda; Penaeidae
Source: RefSeq, a predicted model, not a curated record
AUACUGAUGUCUUGUUUUCAUGCUUUUCAGGCAAUGCUGCCAACCCUUCCACAGUGCAUGAUAGCUUUGCUGAAGAUUUUGCUAGCUGCAGCUCCAACUUCAAAAGCCAAAACAGACUCAAUCAAUAUCAUGGCUGAUGUGUUGCCAGAGGAAAUGCCAAUGACAGUUGUUCAAAGUAUGAAGCUUGGUGUGGAUGUAAACAGGCAUAAGGAAGUGUUGGUGAAGGCAGUGUCUGCAACACUACUGCUGCUCCUGAAGCAUUUCAGGAUAAAUCACACAUAUCAGUUUGAGUUCAUGUCACAACACCUUGUCUUUGCCAACUGCAUCCCACUCAUCUUGAAGUUCUUCAACCAAAAUAUUAUGGCAUAUGUGCAGGCCAAGAAUACGGGAGUUCUGAACCCUGAAUCCGGCACACCCCUACAGCAGUUGUGA